Messenger RNA from Adineta steineri, 1869 nucleotides. Lineage: Eukaryota; Metazoa; Rotifera; Eurotatoria; Adinetida; Adinetidae. The record is from the annotation of a GenBank genome assembly.
AUGUUUCAUCUCUCGUCAAUUAUUUCACAAUCUAAUCUUCAUCGGCUCGACUUAUCUGAUAUUUAUAUUGACGUCAUGAAAAAAAUACAAUGGCCCAUGAAUUGUACAUUACACUAUCUCGCAUUAAAUAAUUGCACUUUUGAACAGUUUUGUACUAUUCUUGAUUAUUCACCUGUCCUUCGAACUUUUGUGGUGCAAAUGAGAAUUUCUCACAACAUCGGUGAACCUGUAUUAAAAUCAUAUCCACAAUUAAUCUCAUUGUCAUUGAAUGAUGCUGGUAUCUGGAAAUCUUUGGAUGAACUUAAAACAGUUUUGACACUUACACCCUCACUUGAAUAUUUCAAAGUAGUUGUUACAGUAUGUAAAAGAUCUCUAUUUGAUGGUUCUGAAUGGGAAAAUACUAUUAAGACAUAUUUACCUCACUUGAAUAAGUUCGAAUUCUUUUUCUCAGGAUACGAUGUCGGUGAUUAUAAUUAUGUUGAUCAUAGUUUACUUAUGAGCCGAUAUCAAACACCAUUCUGGAUCGAAAUGAAACGGUGGAACGUUGUUAGCACUCAUGAUCCAAAAAUGCAUACGAUUAUCGUAUAUUCGACACCAAUGUGUCUCACUUCAUUUACAUGCCUAAUUAAGUACCGAAAACAACGUGCAGGUGUUUCGCUCACAAUUACAAAUUUCGAUACUGAUCUACAUUUACUUUCCAAUACAUCAGUAACGACUACAACGGUACAGAAGGAUGGUUCAUUAAAUCAUGAUUGGUUCGAAAAUGUAACUGAGCUUACACUGAACAUUGAUGGACAAAAUCUACCUGAAUUGUUUGAUCUAUUUCCAAAAAGUGUUGAUCCAACACGUCUCGUUGAACUUUCUCUCGUUGUUCAUUGUUAUCCAUGCUCCGUCCAGAGUACUAUCACAAACAUUAUUACCUUACUUGAACGAACACGUAAUCUUCACUCACUUUCCAUUUACUAUAGACGAUCACGUAUUUGUUCAAUGACAGAUGUUCGCAAAAUUUAUCUGUUUCUACCUGAACAUAUAGAAUAUUUAACAAGUGAAGUCAUGAAUGUUGAUGACUUGGAAAUGAUUUUUGAUCGACUCAAAUAUUUAUCAAGUUUUACAUUCGUAUCAUCUAUACACUCGCCAGAUUCUAUAUUUACGAUGAUCGUCGAUUGGCUCAGAGAUAAUGUGAAUGAUUUUACUCAUCAUAUUAACGGAGAUCGUCUCUAUGUAUGGUUGGGUGUUGCUGAAUGUAAUAAUAAUACGAUGCAAGUAUCCAAUGAACGUGCCGCUUCAUCUUGUUAUUUUUGUGGUGCAAAUUGUCCACGACCAUUCUAUUCGUCAAACCCUAAUGUUAGACAAGUUCGUUCAACUACAGGCUGGUGUGCGUCAAUGAGCGCUUCCUCUUCAUAUAAUGCUCCUUAUACGCUUGGCGAUGCCGCACCUAGUCUUUGCACUUACAAUGGUUGUUCAUGGAAGAUAUAUAGCGGAGUCCGUACAUGGGUGUGUUGUUGUAAUAACAAUCUAUGCAACAUAGGUACUCUACCAGAAACUGGUAAUAUCUGUUACUUUUGUGCAAAUUGUCCAGCCCCAUUCUAUUUGCCUGAUCCAAGAGUCACGGAAGCUUAUUCCAGCAAUGGGUGGUGUGCUAAAAUGAGCGCUACAAAUUCGCCUGCUGCCGUUGCUACUCGCGGUAUAGCUGCACCAGGUCUCUGCAGUUCGAGAGGAUGCUCAUAUAAGACGUACAAUGGAGCUAGAACAUAUGUAUGUUGCUGUAAUGGAUAUAGAUGUAAUACCGGUGUUUCUACAACAAAAUCAACUAUUGGUUUAUUGAGUGCUGCAUUAAUGAUGAUCGUCAUGGCUCGCAAGAAUUUUUAA